AUGACUUCUUGUGACAAAGUAAUAUCCCCAAUUUUAUGCGCAAGGCGUUGUGGUUACUAUGGAAACCCAACCAAUCACAACCUUUGUUCCCAGUGUUACAAAGCUUUUCUGAAAGAAGAAGUUGCAAAGGAUGCAUUAGUUUUAUCCGAAAAAAUAUCUUCUCUUACUGUUACAACUGAAAAAGAUGAUUCGACGAUGAAGAUGCAGAAACCACAAAGAUGCAUGAGUUGCAUGAAGAAGGUGGGAUUAAUAGGGUUCAAUUGUAAGUGCGGUAAAAUAUUUUGCAGGAGCCAUAGAUAUCCAGAGGAACAUGCAUGCGUAUUUGAUUUCAAGUCGAUAGGGCGUGCGGCUUUGGCCAAAGAAAAUCCUCUUUGCAAAGCUGAUAAACUUGAGAAUAGGAUUUAA
Solanum dulcamara is the source of this 405-nucleotide messenger RNA. Its product is annotated as zinc finger A20 and AN1 domain-containing stress-associated protein 7-like. NCBI's taxonomy places the organism in Eukaryota, Viridiplantae, Streptophyta, Magnoliopsida, Solanales, Solanaceae. The record is from RefSeq and is a predicted model, not a curated record. The transcript has a single exon. Gene Ontology annotation, molecular function: zinc ion binding; DNA binding. The coding region runs from base 1 to 405 and encodes 134 amino acids.